Pseudoliparis swirei is the source of this 2725-nucleotide messenger RNA. It is a transcript of the gene ppic, whose product is annotated as peptidylprolyl isomerase C. Gene Ontology annotation, molecular function: peptidyl-prolyl cis-trans isomerase activity. The record is from RefSeq and is a predicted model, not a curated record. The transcript has 6 exons. NCBI's taxonomy places the organism in Eukaryota, Metazoa, Chordata, Actinopteri, Perciformes, Liparidae. Bases 1 to 630 code for a protein of 209 amino acids. Gene Ontology annotation, cellular component: intracellular membrane-bounded organelle. Gene Ontology annotation, biological process: protein peptidyl-prolyl isomerization; protein folding.
AUGGAGCUCCGGACGACGCUCAGCGCUCUGCUCUUCCUCUCUGCCGCCUGUGUGCAGCCGGUGACCGGCGCGGCUUCGCGGACCGGACCGCGCGUUACGGAGAAGGUGUUCUUUGACAUCACAGUAGGGGGUCACGAGGUCGGACGGAUCGUCGUCGGUCUUUUUGGGGAGGUCGUCCCACUCACUGUCAAUAACUUUGUCGCCCUGGCAACUGGAGAGAACGGUUACGGCUAUAAAGGAUCAAAGUUCCACAGAGUCAUCAAGGACUUCAUGAUCCAGGGAGGAGACUUCACAGCCGGAGACGGAACAGGAGGUCACAGCAUCUAUGGAACCACUUAUGCAGAUGAAAACUUCAAAUUGAAGCAUCUGGGAUCCGGAUGGGUCAGUAUGGCGAACGCCGGUCCCGACACCAACGGAUCGCAGUUCUUCAUCCUCGCUGCCAAGGCGCCGUGGCUGGAUGGGAAACACGUGGUCUUCGGCAAAAUCCUAGAUGGCAUGUCUGUGGUCCACACCAUCGAGCUCCAGGACACCAACGACAGGAACCUGCCAUACACCGAGUGCGUGGUCGUCAACAGCGGACGGAUCCCCGUCAAAGAGCCCUUCUUCGUGGUGGAGGUGGAGGGCUGGUAGAGGGUUUAUUACAUAAUGUGAUAUUCUGGUGAUCAAUCAGAAGUCCCCUUUGCCAAAUUCACUUUUUCAUACGAUCACUUUUGCAUGUUAAACGUGCUAAUGUUAGCAAGAAGGGCUUGGUACAGUUUGAAAUGUUUUUGUACAGAGUUUUCUGUAAUGGUGCGAAAACAUUAAUUCAACAAAAAAAAUGUAGCUUCUCAAAAUCUUCAGUGUUGGUUGUUUUAAGAAUUAUCAAAAUGUAUGAUUGAAAUCUUGGAAUAUUUGAUCAAAGAGACUAAACUAAAACUAAUAAUUAGAAAAAACAGCUUUAAAUAAAGUGAAAACGUUUUUAGUUUGGAAGCCAAAACAUGUUGAAUGUCAAUAAUCGGCUCUAUUAGCACACUAGCAUGAACGUGCUAAACAUUAGCAUGUAAAGAUAUAGUCGUAACAAGCUAACAGCAUGUUUGCUAAUGCAAGCAUGCUAACAAACACGUUUUACAGCACACAGAGAAAAUAAAAGUAAUAUUAUUAUAUAUUAUACUAAAAGAACAUAUCAUUGAACAGGAACUACAGGUCAAAGAAAUAUGAAUCUGCGGUCAAUAGAGCACCACAAUGGUUCCCCCCACAAACAGCCAAUGGGAUUCUUCCAUUGUAUUAUUGACGUUGAAACGAGGGAACAGGAACUGAAAAAAUCUCGACUCAUUUUGGGUUUCAGGACUAUUUUUCUGCAACAUUGGCCACUUGUUCAUGUUUGUAGCAAAAAUGCUACGUUUGAAACAACGAAGCAACUUCUAUCUCCAUAUUUGAGACUUUUAAACUAAAAGGUCUUGAAAGGAUUCACUCUGUCAUUUUAAAAACAUGUCACUGAGUUAAUAUUAAAUUACGCAGUAUAUCAUUCAUUUAAAGUGAGAUGAAUAAAUAUCCAUUUAUCUAUUUAUUCGUGACCUCCGAGACGAUCAUUUCAUUAAAAAAAUAACCAAAUGAGGAGAUAUGAGAUUUUUAUGAACGCAUUAUUUUAUGAUUCACUAUGCGACAUGCUAACGGUUUAUUGCAUUAGCAUACUUGCUAUAUCUAAUUAGUGGUGCUAGUUAGCAGUUAGUUAGUGUCAACCAAGAUUAAGAACUGUGAUUGACAAACAUCCAGCAGGUCUGAAAUAGUCACAAAACAAUCUAUUUGUGUUUGUGUACAGAGACACUGAACCAUAACCUAACUGUUAGUUUAGUUGCCUAAACCUAACUGUUAGUUUAGUUGUCUAAACCUAACUGUUAGUUUAGUUGCCUAAACCUAACUGUUAGUUUAGUUGCCUAAACCUAACUGUUAGUUUAGUUGUCUAAACCUAACUGUUAGUUUAGUUGUCUAAACCUAACUGUUUACUAAAACCAUUGGAUUGCAUUCCGUAACCAUUUGAACUGAACUGCCUUCAGACUGUUUCAGCAUCAUGAAAAACUUCCAGAAUGAUGUAGCUCUUCUUUAACCUCAUUACCAAAAUGUCUAUGCAUCUCAUCAAUACUUAAAUAUCAACGCCAAACAUAUGCAACGGUCUAACUGUAGGACUAAAAAACUGUAUGACUAACUAACUGGAUGACUAACAAACUGGAGGACUGACUAACUGGAGGACUAACUACCUGGAGGACUAACUAACUGGAGGACUAACUACCUGGAGGACUACCUAACUGGAGGACUAACUAACUGGAGGACUAACUACCUGGAGGACUAACUAACUGGAGGACUAACUGUAGCAAGUGUCAAAAUGCCAUUCUUCCACUUUUAAAUAUUUCUAUCAUUGAAAAUGAAGAUGUGUCAUGCUUUUUAUAAUAGAGAUAUUAUCCUGUACCACCUCAUGUUUUCAUAAACUACAGCACACACUGCACAGGAGGGAAAAGGUGUGUACAUAUAUAAAUAUAAUAUAUGUACAUAAACACGUUGUACGUUGUGUUGUUCCUGCCUGUUUCCAGACCUUUUUUUUCCCGUCGAUGUAAUCGUUGUGAUUUUAAAUCCUCUGUCACGAUCAUAUCAGGAGUUCUGCUCACGCAAUAUUUAAAGAAACAGCAGAAUUAGAAAAGCCAACAGGUGCAUCAACCCAAUGAACAAUAAACGAGACGCUGUUAAACAUCAA